AUGAUAAAGGGCGCCUUCCCUAAGCGCCAACCCCGACGUGCCUUCUCAUCCAAUGACUACCGCCUGCCCAGUGCUCCUGCCACGCCGGGUGCACACAGUCACUACAUUGCCCCGGCGGCCAUGUCGAGCUUGUCUGAAAUCACCGAAUCCUACUUCUACCAACUACCUAGAAUCCUCGCACAUACACCAUCACCACCUAGAGAAUCUCACACGCCAGCCGAAGUGUCUGUGUCAGUGCUUCCAGGCCACCGGCCGCCCAUGUGGCGGUCGCCUCAGCGGUCAUACUCGGUCAUGCCCGACGAGCCCAUCCCCUUCACUCAGAUCCCUGGCGAGAAGCUCCAGCUCGCCUUCCUCCCUCCCGAGAUCCACUACGCCAUCUUCGACUUCCUCGACCCCAUCGACAGCACCUGUCUCGGUCUGACCAGCAAGCACUUCUACGCCAUUCACCGACGCAUGCACGGCACCGUACCCCUGGCGGCGCGCCGCAGCGGUCCCAACGACAUGGAAUGGGCGUGGAGGCUCGAAAAGCCGCUGAUCCAGGCCGGUGCAACCGAGGAGAAUGCCCUCGCCAUGUUGGCUCCCCAGGGCCAGGUCUACUGCCGAAAGUGCGGCAUCACCCGCUGCGAGCUGCACAAGCAUAUCCAGGAGUGGAUAGGAAAUGACUACGAGUACUGCGCGGUUCGGGAAAAGUUUGGCCCCAAGGCGCCCGGCGGCACGAAGAAAGAGUGUUACCGGAGCUCACCCCGGCACCCGCACCGGUGCGGCCGACACACGAGGCAGCAGCGAGUCGUCAGGCUGGUAUAG
This is a messenger RNA of Pseudomassariella vexata, 804 nucleotides long. RefSeq lists its product as uncharacterized. The coding region runs from base 1 to 804 and encodes 267 amino acids. The record is from RefSeq and is a predicted model, not a curated record. NCBI's taxonomy places the organism in Eukaryota, Fungi, Ascomycota, Sordariomycetes, Amphisphaeriales, Pseudomassariaceae. The transcript has a single exon. Gene Ontology annotation, molecular function: protein binding.